This is a messenger RNA of Ramularia collo-cygni, 6411 nucleotides long. RefSeq names its product probable glutamate synthase. Lineage: Eukaryota; Fungi; Ascomycota; Dothideomycetes; Mycosphaerellales; Mycosphaerellaceae. The record is from RefSeq and is a predicted model, not a curated record. Gene Ontology annotation, molecular function: iron-sulfur cluster binding; FMN binding; flavin adenine dinucleotide binding. Bases 1 to 6411 code for a protein of 2136 amino acids. The transcript has 3 exons.
AUGGGACGGGUAUCAUUCGCCGAAGAUGUAAAAGCCGAACAUGUGAUUGAUGAAUUCGAAGAAGAAACCACAAACAUCUAUGAGUACCAAAACACGCCCGAGAACAAGUCUUGGGCGGGCGCUCUCCCACUCAAGCAGGGUCUCUAUGACCCGGAGCUCGAGAAAGAUGCGUGUGGUGUAGGCUUCGCGGCGAACAUCAAGGGUGUUGCAAGCCACAAGAUUGUUACCGAUGCACGGAACCUCCUCUGUAACAUGACCCACCGUGGUGCGGUUGGGUCUGACGCACGAGAUGGUGAUGGCGCCGGUGUGAUGACAUCCAUUCCUCACAAGUUCUUCCUCAAGAACUUUGAGCGAGAGCAGGGCUACAAACUCCCAGAUUUCGGCAAGUACGCCGUGGGUAACGUCUUCUUCAAGCCAGAGGAAGAGACAUUGAAGGAGACGCUCGAUCAAUUCGAAGAGAUCGCAGACCAGCUCGACUUACGGGUACUGGGAUGGCGAGAGGUUCCAAAGGAUAGCUCUCUGCUCGGACCUGCUGCCAAGUCACGAGAGCCCAUCAUUUUGCAGCCUUUUGUCGUGCUGAAGUCGGUUUACGGCGACGGCAAGGAGCCCAAGGAAGACUUCAACGACAAGUACAACGAGCAGACCUUUGAGCGCCAGCUUUACAUUCUACGAAAGCGUGCUACACACAUCAUCGGACUGCACAACUGGUUCUACCUCUGCUCAUUGAGCAACAAGAACAUUGUGUACAAGGGACAGCUUUCCCCCGUCCAGGUGUACGACUACUACCACGAUUUGGUCAACGUCGACUACGAAGGUCAUUUCGCUCUGGUUCAUUCGCGAUUCAGUACCAACACCUUCCCAUCUUGGGACCGUGCUCAGCCACUACGAUGGGCCGCUCACAAUGGCGAAAUUAACACCCUCCGAGGAAACAAAAACUGGAUGCGUGCUCGCGAGGGCGUUCUCAAGUCCGACGUGUUUGGAGAGGACCUGGACUCUCUGUACCCGAUCAUUGAGGACGGCGGUUCGGACUCUGCAGCCUUUGACAAUGUCUUGGAGCUUCUCCUGAUCAACGGAGUGCUCUCGCUCCCAGAAGCCGUCAUGCUGAUGGUGCCUGAGGCGUGGCAAGGCAAUGACCAGAUUGACGAGAAGAAGCAGGCAUACUACGAGUGGGCUGCUUGCAUGAUGGAGCCAUGGGACGGUCCAGCGCUUUUCACAUUUUCUGAUGGUCGCUACUGUGGUGCUACGUUGGACCGCAACGGACUACGUCCCUGCAGAUACUAUGUCCUGGAUGACGACAGAAUCAUCUGUGCUUCCGAAGUAGGCACCAUCGCCAUUGACCCAUCCACUGUCGUGCAGAAGGGCAGACUCCAGCCUGGCCGCAUGCUUCUCGUCGACACCGUCGCGGGGAGAAUCAUCGACGAUGCCGAGUUGAAGCAGACGGUCGCAGAUCGCCAGGACUUCCGGUCAUGGCUUGACGCUCAACUGCUUGUCUUGCCCGACAUCUACCAGAAGCUUAUUGACGGCGGCAGCGACCUGUCUCACAAGCUGACUGAGACCAAGGUUCAGGAGGAUCCCCGUCUCAAGGCUUUCGGCUACUCGCUCGAGCAGGUCACUCYCCUGCUCGCUCCUAUGGCCGCUGACUCCAAGGAGGCACUCGGGUCCAUGGGCAAUGAUGCGCCGCUUGCGUGCUUGGCGCAGCAGCCACGUCUGCUGUUUGAGUACUUCCGACAGUUGUUCGCUCAGGUCACCAACCCUCCCAUCGAUCCAAUCCGAGAAGCAGUCGUCAUGUCGCUCGGCUCUUACGUUGGACCGCAGGGCAACCUUUUGGAAAUGAACAAGGAGCAAUGCCACAGGCUCUAUCUGCCAUCUCCAAUGCUCUCUAUUGAAGAGUUCAACGCCCUCAACAGCAUCCCAACAUUACACUCGGACUGGACUGUCGCUACAAUCGACAUCACCUUCCCCAAGUCCGACGGUCUUGCCGGCUACACCGAUGCGCUCGACCGUAUCUGUGAGAACGCUUCCGAGGCGAUUGAGCGCGGCGACAAGAUCAUCGUGCUGUCGGACCGCAACACAAGCUCCGAGCGUGUUGCUGUAUCUUCGCUCUUGGCGACUGGUAUGGUUCACCACCACCUUGUUCGCAACCGAUGGCGAUCGCAGGCCGCCCUUGUUGUGGAGACGGCCGAGGCUCGCGAGGUUCRCCACAUGUGUGUGCUCGUCGGCUAUGGUGCCGACGCUAUCUGCCCAUACCUCGCCAUUGAGUGUAUCCUGAAGCUUCACCGCGAAGGUCUGAUCCGCAAGAAGAUGACACCAGAGGCGCUCAUUGGCAACUACAAACACUCCUGUGAUGGCGGUAUCUUGAAGGUCAUGAGCAAGAUGGGAAUCUCCACCCUUCAGAGUUACAAGGGAGCUCAAAUUUUCGAGGCUCUGGGAAUUGACGACUCUGUAGUCGACCGAUGCUUCACUGGUACUGCCACCCGCAUUCGUGGUAUGACCUUCGAUCUCAUCGCACAGGACGCGUUCGCGCUGCACGAGAAGGGCUUCCCAUCGCGCAACGUUAUCGAGAUCCCAGGUCUCGCCGAGACGGGCGAGUAUCAUUGGCGUGAUGGCGGCGAGCCCCACGUUAACGACCCUGUGUCGAUCGCGAACAUUCAGGACGCUGUGCGGAUGAAGAACGACAAGUCUUACKAGGCAUACUCCCGAUCGGAGUACGAGCAGAUCAAGAACUGCACGCUUCGUGGUCUCCUCGACUUCGACUUCGAAGCCGGCAACUCGAUUCCCGUCGAACAGGUUGAGCCGUGGACGGAGAUUGUGCGCCGCUUUGUGACUGGCGCCAUGUCUUACGGCUCUAUUUCCAUGGAGUCUCACUCUACCCUCGCAGUCGCCAUGAACAGGCUCGGUGGCAAGUCUAACACCGGAGAGGGUGGUGAAGAUCCAGAGCGCAGCUUGCCCAUGGAGAAUGGUGACACGAUGCGGUCUGCCAUCAAGCAGAUUGCCUCUGGUCGCUUUGGUGUCACCAGCAACUAUCUUGCCGAUGCCGACGAGCUGCAAAUCAAGAUGGCUCAGGGCGCCAAGCCCGGCGAGGGUGGUGAGCUUCCAGGUCACAAAGUUUCCGGGCCAAUCGCCCGCACAAGACACUCCACUCCUGGUGUUGGUCUCAUUUCUCCUCCACCUCAUCACGACAUUUACUCCAUUGAAGAUCUCAAGCAGCUGAUCUAUGAUCUCAAGUGCUCCAACCCAAGAGCCAGAGUGUCAGUCAAGCUUGUCUCCGAGACUGGUGUCGGUAUUGUUGCCUCGGGUGUAGCCAAGGCAAAGGCGGACCACAUCCUGAUCUCAGGGCACGAUGGUGGCACUGGCGCAUCUCGAUGGACCGGUAUCAAGUACGCCGGUCUGCCAUGGGAGCUCGGACUUGCCGAGACUCACCAGACUCUGGUUCUCAACGAUCUCCGUGGUCGCGUCGUGGUCCAGACCGAUGGGCAGCUUCGUACUGGACGCGACGUCGCCCUUGCCUGUCUUUUGGGUGCCGAAGAAUUCGGAUUUGCUACUGCUCCGCUGAUCGCCAUGGGCUGUAUCAUGAUGCGUAAAUGCCACUUGAACACAUGCCCUGUCGGUAUUGCCACCCAGGAUCCUGAGCUCAGGAAGAAGUUCAAGGGGACUCCCGAACAUGUCAUCAACUUCUUCUACUACAUCUCAAACGAGCUUCGUGCCAUCAUGGCAAAACUUGGUUUCCGCACCGUCAAUGAGAUGGUCGGUCACACCGAAUUGCUCAAGGUCCGCGAGGAUUUGAGGAACGCAAAGACCGAGAACAUCGACCUGUCGUUGAUUUUGACGCCCGCUCACACCCUUCGCUCCGGCGUCGCAACCUACAACGUUCGGAAGCAGGACCACAAGCUUCACGUGCGUCUGGACAACAAGCUCAUCGCCSAGUCUGAGCUUGCACUUGAGAAGGGACUUCCUUGCCGCAYCGAAUGCGACGUUGUCAACACUGACCGUGCCUUGGGCGCGACGCUGUCUUACCAGAUCAGCAAGCGUUAUGGCGAGAAGGGUCUGCCACAGGACACCAUCCACGCCAACAUUCGUGGUUCCGCCGGACAGUCGUUUGGUGCAUACCUUGCACCAGGUGUCACACUCGAGCUCGAGGGUGAUGCCAACGACUACGUCGGAAAGGGUCUGUCUGGUGGACGGCUGAUCGUUUACCCACCGCGCUCCUCUGUCUUCAAGGCCGAGGAGAACGUAAUCAUCGGCAACACUUGCUUGUACGGAGCCACCAUGGGUACUUGCUUCUUCCGCGGCGUUGCUGCUGAGCGCUUCGCUGUCCGUAACUCUGGUGUCACCGCGGUCGUUGAGGGUGUCGGUGACCACGGUUGUGAGUACAUGACUGGCGGACGCGUUGUCGUUCUCGGAAGCACCGGUCGCAACUUCGCUGCUGGAAUGUCGGGUGGUAUCGCAUACGUGCUGGACUUGCACCACGACUUCGAGGGCAAAGUCAAUCAGGAGAUGGUCGAGCUUUCAACUCUUGACGACCCACACGAGAUUGCAUUCCUCCGCGGCCUCAUCGAGGACCACCACCACUACACCGGCUCCGAGCUUGCCGCCAGGAUUUUGCUCGACUUCAACCGCGCUUUGCCUCGCUUCGUCAAGGUUCUGCCUACUGAUUACAAGCGCGUCAUGGAAGAGGAGGCCAAGAAGAAGGAAGAGGCUCGCAGAGCCGAGUAUCCUCUCCCUAUCCUMCCAGGCAACUCCGUUCGGAACCUUCACGAGCAGUCUAGAGAACAUGAUCAUGCUGCCGAGAAGAAGAAGCAGAGCCUGCAGGAUCUCGAGGAGAGUCUUCCGGAUGAAAAGGCCGACAAGAAGCGAUCUGCGCUUGUCCUCGACAAAACCAAGGGUUUCAUGAAAUACCAGCGUCGUGCAGAGAAGUACCGCACUGCCAAGACCCGGACUCGUGACUGGGCCGAGCUCAGCUCUCGCCUUAACGAGGACGAGCUCAAGUACCAGGCAGCCCGCUGCAUGGACUGCGGUGUCCCAUUCUGCCAGUCCGAUACUGGAUGCCCGAUCUCCAACAUUAUCCCCAAAUGGAACGAAUUGGUCUUCCAAAACCAAUGGCAGGAUGCUCUCAACCGCCUGUUGAUGACCAACAACUUCCCUGAGUUCACUGGUCGCGUGUGCCCUGCUCCCUGCGAAGGUGCCUGCGUCCUAGGCAUCAACGAGGACCCCGUAGGAAUCAAAUCUAUCGAGUGCGCCAUAAUUGACCGCGGUUUCGAGAUGGGCUGGAUGGUUCCAACUCCACCAAAGUUCCGCACUGGCAAGAAGGUCGCCAUUAUCGGAUCUGGUCCCGCUGGUCUGGCUUGUGCUGAUCAGCUCAACAAGGCUGGUCACGAAGUCACUGUGUAUGAGCGCUCCGAUCGUGUUGGUGGUCUGCUCAUGUACGGUAUUCCCAACAUGAAGCUCGACAAGAACAUUGUCCAGCGCCGUGUUGACUUCAUGGCUGCUGAAGGCAUCAAAUUCGUCACCGGAUGUUUCGUCGGACAAGACGAUGUAACCUUUGACGGCCUUCGCAAGGAGAAUGAUGCCCUUGUUCUUGCUACCGGUUCGACCGUGGCUCGUGACUUGAAGAUUCCCGGCCGUGAGCUGAACGGCAUUCACUACGCCAUGCAGUUCUUGCACAAGAAUACCAAGUCGCUCCUCGACUCUCAGCUUGCCGAUGAUGCCUACAUCUCCGCCAAGGGCAAGAACGUCGUUGUCAUUGGAGGUGGAGACACCGGAAACGACUGCAUUGGUACUUCCGUUCGCCACGGUGCCAAGUCAGUCAUCAACUUUGAGCUGCUGCCCCAGCCGCCAGCGCAGCGUGCUUCUGACAACCCAUGGCCGCAGUGGCCUCGUAUCUACCGUGUGGACUACGGCCACACCGAGGUCAAGACUCACAUGGGCAGAGACCCUCGUGAGUUCUGCAUCAUGUCCAAGGAUUUCGUCGACGACGGCGAAGGCAACGUCAAGGGAAUCAACAUCAAGCGUUUGGAGUGGACCAAGAACUCCGGCGGCGGAUGRGACAUGAAGGAGAUUGAGGGCAGCGAGGAGUUCUUCCCCGCUGAACUUGUUCUCAUUUCCAUGGGUUUCCUUUCUCCUGAGGAGAAAGUGACUGAGGGUCUGAUUGAGCUUGACGGCCGCAAGAACUUCAAGACAGCACCCGGCAAGUACUCCACCAACCUCGAGGGUGUCUUCGCGGCCGGUGAUUGUCGCCGUGGUCAGUCUCUCAUUGUGUGGGGCAUCAACGAGGGCCGACAGUCUGCUCGCGAGGUUGACAGUUAUCUCACCGGUGUGGGAAGUCAGCUCCCUGUCACCGGUGGCAUUGUAAAGCGACCGGCUUACGAGGCUUUGCAGAAGACUGACGCCAAGGUCAUCACUGCUGCGGCCUAA